Podarcis muralis (Common wall lizard) is the source of this 3110-nucleotide messenger RNA. It is a transcript of the gene PITPNC1, whose product is annotated as phosphatidylinositol transfer protein cytoplasmic 1. Gene Ontology annotation, molecular function: phosphatidylinositol transfer activity; phosphatidylinositol binding. Gene Ontology annotation, cellular component: cytoplasm. Gene Ontology annotation, biological process: phospholipid transport. The record is from RefSeq and is a predicted model, not a curated record. Lineage: Eukaryota; Metazoa; Chordata; Lepidosauria; Squamata; Lacertidae.
AGAGAAUUUUCAAUGGCAAGCAGUUGGAAAUUUGAGGAGACCGCUCGCUACCAUGCCAUCUUCCAGAGAGGCUUCAUUGUGCAACCUACGCUCUGUAAAAAAACCCACAAUGAAAGCACCCUGGGUUCAGGAAUGAUGUUGGCCGUUCUAAAGUCUUGUCAGACGGGCUACUUGGAAGGAAAAGGUUAAGCCUGCUUCUUUUAUUAUUGAAGGCCUUGCUCGUUUUCACAAAUGAGGGCAACGAGAAAUGCCCUGUUCUGUUCUGGAUAUGGAAACUCUCCGCCCCCAGAGUGCCCCACUGAAAUGAAUCGAUUAUUAUUUUUAUUUGAGUCGUUAGAUUUACAGUAUAUAUAAUCGAGGAUGCGGCUCGGUUAGGCACUUUGAUUUCAGGGGGUCUGUGAGGAAAAUCCCAACACUUGCCAUAUACUCUAAAGAGCCUCGCACUUGUCUCGGUGACACAUCACCUGUUCCGAGUGCAAGAAAUUCCCAUGUCAAUUCCUGGCAACCCCCUCGGGUAGGACUGGGAAGGGCCCUUGUCUGAAUUGUUCUUAAUCAUGGUGACAAUACUGUGGUAGACAGACUCUGUUAAGGCUGCUUCCUAGGUUCCUAAUCAGCGUCAUAAGCAGUGUUUUUUUGUUUUUUGUUUGGCAUGCCUAGACAGGUACAGGAGGGUCCAAUGGCUGGGAACGUGCUGUUCCACUUGUACUUUGCUGCUGCGCAUGAUAGUCCUUGGUUCAGUAAUGAGAUGAAAAGACGCCAGAGCACGAGAAGUUUCACAAGUGGUGUAGUUGGGGUGCACUGUGAUUACGUUUCUCCUAAAUUGCUGAUUUGCAUUUAAUGUGAAGGAAUAUGCUCAUGAAGGAGUAUCGGAUCUGUAUGCCUUUGACAGUUGAAGAGUACAGAAUUGGACAGCUGUACAUGAUCAGUAAACACAGCCAUGAGCAAAGUGAUCGUGGAGAAGGGGUAGAAGUGGUGCAGAAUGAACCCUAUGAAGAUCCGAAUUAUGGGAAUGGUCAAUUGACCGAAAAACGGGUUUAUCUGAACAGCAAACUCCCAAGUUGGGCAAGAGCUGUUGUCCCCAAAAUAUUUUAUGUUACAGAGAAGGCAUGGAAUUACUACCCAUACACAAUUACAGAAUACACGUGUUCAUUUUUACCUAAAUUCUCCAUUCACAUAGAGACAAAAUAUGAGGACAACAAAGGAAGCAAUGAUAACAUAUUUGAUAAUGAAGCCAAAGAUCUUGAGAGAGAAGUCUGCUUUAUUGAUAUUGCCUGCGACGAAAUUCCUGAGCGCUAUUACAAAGAAUCAGAGGACCCUAAACACUUCAAAUCAGAGAAGACUGGGAGAGGCCUAUUAAAAGAAGGCUGGAGAGACACUCAAGAGCCCAUCAUGUGUUCCUACAAACUGGUGACUGUGAAAUUUGAAGUAUGGGGACUUCAGACUCGAGUGGAGCAGUUUGUUCACAAGGUGGUCAGAGAUAUAUUGCUGAUUGGCCACCGACAGGCUUUUACAUGGGUGGAUGAGUGGUAUGACAUGACUAUGGAUGAAGUUCGGGAAUUUGAACGAGCAACUCAGGAAGCCACCAACAAGAAAAUUGGGAUCUUCCCUCCUGCAAUAUCGAUCUCUAAUGUCUCCCUCCCUUCUUCAAUCCGCAGUGCUCCUUCUAGUGCUCCAUCUACACCUCUCUCCACAGAGGCGCCUGAAUUUCUAUCAGUUCCCAAAGACCGGCAACGGAAAAAAUCUGCCCCAGAAACUCUCACCCUCCCAGAUCCAGACAAAAAAGCUCUCUAAACCCAGCAUGUUUUCAUGACAAGCCAUGACUGAAAGAAUAGCAUUUGCAAAGCUCAUGGUAGAUGUUUUGUGUAAACAAAAUUUACUGAUCUGGAAGUAUGACCUUUCCCCCCUCCCCAUCAGGCUUGUCCCUUAAACUAGUUAGCUAAGUGCAUGCGAGAACAUAGUUCAUAUGCUCCGAUUCCUAGACUGCAGCUCUAAGCCAUAUGACAGAUGUUGCUAUCAACACAAAAUGAAACAAGUUUGCAAAAGCAAAAGUCAGUCUCUACAUAGCAACCGUAGUAAACAAAAGAUAUUCUCAUAUAUAGCAUAGCAGUAUUUAUGACUGGAGAUGUUAUAUGGAUUUAAUAAAGGUGGCAAGGACAUCUUGAGAGAAUGAGGGACUAUUGAGGGACAGUUUCAAAUGACAUUUCUCAUUUCAAGCCAUUAUAUCUCAAUUUAUAAAAUCCUUUUUACUCUCAGGCCAAGUGCACCUUAAAGUAAACCUUUGAACUGCUAUUCACUGAGAAACACUUGAAUACCAACAGUAAUUAUUCAGAUUCUUGUUUUACUGAAUAAAACUCAGGAUUUGGAGCACAGCUAAUGCACACUUUAAGCUCUUCAAAACUAAAGAACCAGUGAGCUCUGGUUGUAAUUCAUUAUACUUAUUUUUAGACCCUUGGAACUAUCUGUGUCUUGCACAAAAUUUGUGACUCCUUUAUAUGGUGUGCUGUUGUAUAGCUGAUCUGUGUUGGAAUUUGGAGUGUCGUUGCAGAGAGCAAGAUGGGAACACAAGCAAUUGAAUAGUUCAGUGAUUUAUUUCAAGCCCUCAGAAUUCAUAUGAAACCAGACAAAACACCCGAUGUAAAAUCCUUUUAAACAUGAAAGAUAACAGUCAGUUUUCUGCUACACUGUGAGCAGGUGUUAAGCUAUUCUAGGCUAUAAAGCUUCCCAUUCUGCCAAUGACCGACAAGAAUGGUCAGUAACUGAUGUGAUGGAUGCCAUUCUAAGGCGGGUUGCCGUCAACCCACUUUCUCCUCCUUAGCUGUGAGAAACAGAAGCCCUAUUCAGGUGUCUUGCCUGAACAGGAAAUGACCUGUGUUGGGGUGCAUGUGACUUGACAUACAGCCCAGUGUCCCAUCCCCACCCCACUUUUUCCCUGCCUUCCAGUUUUGAAGAGGGAAGGUCUCAAGGAGGAUCACUUGAGUACAAGUGGAAGCCAGUUAGAAACCCUGCUCCAUCAUACAAACAAAGGUAAAGGGGCCCCUGACCAUUAGGUCCAGUUGUGGUCGACUCUGGGGUUGCGGCGCUCAUCUCACUUUAUUGGCCGAGGGAGCCGG